Messenger RNA from Rhinichthys klamathensis goyatoka, 1512 nucleotides. It is a transcript of the gene dnajb5, whose product is annotated as DnaJ heat shock protein family (Hsp40) member B5. The transcript has 4 exons. Gene Ontology annotation, biological process: negative regulation of transcription by RNA polymerase II. Bases 280 to 1362 code for a protein of 360 amino acids. Gene Ontology annotation, molecular function: protein-folding chaperone binding. The record is from RefSeq and is a predicted model, not a curated record. Gene Ontology annotation, cellular component: cytosol. NCBI's taxonomy places the organism in Eukaryota, Metazoa, Chordata, Actinopteri, Cypriniformes, Leuciscidae.
AUCCAACAUCUAUUUUUAUGCGAAAAAUACAUAAAGAGGUCAGGCUUGUCUAACUGACGUCAGUGAGAUAUCACUCAGUCACCAGUCGUCCGUUAUUUUUUCAUUGGUGGUCAGCGUGACAUCAUUAAAUACCGGAGAGGAAUACCGGGAGACCUCAGAGGUUUUGAUUUAGCGAUGAGGAUUUCCUGUCGGAUGCGGCAAACCGGCAUCAUAAUCUGCAGAUAUUGUAACUGAGAGCUUGGGGUGGUUCUGGAAGGACUCUAUCUGUAAAUUAAAGCCAUGGGGAAGGAUUACUAUAAGACCCUUGGCAUACCUGCAGGCUCUAAUGAGGAUGAAAUCAAAAAAGCCUACAGGAGGAUGGCCCUAAAGUUUCAUCCAGACAAAAACAAGGAUCCUAAUGCUGAAGAGAAGUUUAAGGAGAUAGCAGAGGCUUAUGAAGUUCUGAGUGACCCAAAGAAGAGAGUGAUCUAUGACCAGUACGGCGAGGAUGGUUUGAAAACAGGUGGCACAGGCUCAUCUAGUGGACAAGGGACUACAUAUCACUACACCUUCCAUGGUGAUCCACAUGCCACCUUUGCUUCUUUCUUUGGAGGCUCCAACCCCUUUGAUAUAUUCUUUGGCUCUGGACGCCAGCGAGGAACCACUAAUGGCUUUGCAGACCAUGGUGACCAUGACAAGGACAUUGAAAUGGAUGGAGAUGAUGAUCCUUUCAGUUCCUUCAGCCACUUUGGCUUCAAUGGUAUCAACGGUUUUCAUCAUGGUGGAGGUCGAAGACAUCGUAAUGAGCCCCUUCAUGGCGGCCGGAGGAAAGUACAGGACCCUCCGGUAGUACAUGAGCUUAGAGUGUCUCUAGAAGAGAUCUUCCACGGAUGUACCAAGCGAAUGCGAAUCACUCGCAGACGACUGAACCCAGAUGGAAGGACAAUGAGGACAGAGGACAAAAUCCUUAACAUUGUCAUCAAGAGAGGCUGGAAGGAAGGGACCAAGAUCACCUUCCCCAAAGAGGGUGAUGAGACACCUGAGAACAUUCCUGCUGAUAUUGCAUUUGUGCUCAAGGACAAAGGGCACCCACUCUUCAAAAGAGAUGGCUCCAAUAUCAUUUACACAGCCAAGAUUGGUCUUAAGGAGGCUUUGUGUGGCUGCACAGUGAACAUUCCCACCAUUGAAAACCGAGCCAUCACAUUGCCCUGCAACGAUAUCAUCAAACCAGGCACAAUCAAGAGACUGCGUGGAGAAGGCCUACCUUUCCCAAAAAAUCCAUCCCAACGCGGCGAUUUGAUAGUGGAGUUCCAGGUGCGCUUCCCAGACAGAAUACCACCCCAGUCCAGAGAGAUCAUCAAACAGCACCUACCACAGUCCUAGAGGAAGUUCAGUGGAUUCCCUUCAUGCUUACGUUUUUCAAACACACGUUUUCCUUAGAAAUACAGACACUGAAUCAAAGAGGGACAAAUAUGUCGCAAGGACCAGAGGCUCAUUUGAUAUUUUGUUACAGUUUUAAUUAACUUAUUAUAA